Messenger RNA from Lachancea meyersii CBS 8951, 2385 nucleotides. The record is from the annotation of a GenBank genome assembly. Lineage: Eukaryota; Fungi; Ascomycota; Saccharomycetes; Saccharomycetales; Saccharomycetaceae.
AUGCUCCUACCCCGGCUAUGUGUGCUGUCGUUAUGCUUGUGUGUGGCCACUAGUUUCCACAAGUUCGCAUUCACAAAGCCCGAACUUGCCUUGUACCGCCAAGAAACAAGAGAGCUGUUUUACCACGCCUUCGACAACUACAUGGCACUGGCAUACCCACACGACGAGUUGGACCCAAUAAGAUGCCAACCGCGCACUAGAAACUUUAAAGACGACUCGGAUUUGGACCGCAAUGACGUGAUGGGGAACUUUUCUGCCACUCUGGUCGACUCUUUGACAACGCUGGCAAUCAUGGGGGACAAGGACCAGUUUCAGCUGGCCGUUGAACUCGUGCGUGCCGAUCUGGAUCCACAUUUCGACAUCAAUGUUACAGUGCAGGUUUUUGAGACAACAAUAAGGAUCUUGGGGGGUCUUCUGUCGGCCCAUUUGUACGCUUCUGAUUCCACCAAAAAAGUCUAUUUGGGUGUCGAUUAUGAUGGAUUUCUUUUGCAAAGAGCGAACAGUCUUGCCGACCGACUGCUACCCGCUUACCUCACCGAGACCGGAAUGCCUCUGCCGCGCAUUAAUUUAGCCCACAAAUAUCGUAACAUCUCACCGGACAUUCUACAAGAAAACAAUGCUGCUGCCAUAGCGUCUCCGAUCCUUGAGUUUACGCUGCUUUCCUAUUUGACUCACGAUGACAAGUAUAAACAGGUCAGCGAGUAUGCUUUCCACAAAGUUUGGUCUCUAAGAAGCAAGCUCGACCUUCUACCGAUGUCUUUCAGCCCUCAUACACAAAGAAACUUCAACCAUUACACUGGUACUGGUGCGUCGAUAGACUCAUUUUACGAAUACGCUUUGAAAGGCGCAGUUCUUUUCGAUGACGAUCGGCUUUGGCGCGUUUGGGAAGAUACCUACUACGCGCUUCGAAAACACUGCAAAGGUGAUUGGUUCUUUGCAAAUGUCGACAUAUAUAGAGGUGAAGUAGUGUUGCCUUGGAUCGAUUCUUUAAGCGCCUUUUUCCCUGGUCUGCAGGUUCUCGCAGGAGACGUGACAGACGCACAAACAAAGCACUUGCUGUUCCUCAAACUCUGGAAUCACUACGGGGGCAUACCAGAACGAUGGAAUUUUCUGGCUCAAACAGAUCAGUCAUCACCAGAGCAAUCCAGUGUAAGCCUUCCUUGGUACCCACUCCGCCCUGAGUUUGUGGAAAGCACUUACUACAUAUACCGGGCCACCAAGGAUCCCCUUUACCUGAAGAUCGCUUGGUCUAUUCUGCAGGACCUAAAAAACCUGUAUAAGACGAGCUGUGGGCUAGCGGGGUCUCAAGACGUUUUUACGGGCAAACUGCAAGAUCGCAUGGAAACCUUCGUACUCAGCGAAACGCUCAAAUACUUGUUUUUGAUAUUUGACGAGGAAAACGAACUGCAUACUGAUUUGAGUAACGUCGUGUUUAGCACUGAAGCCCAUCCGUUUUGGCUUCAUCCAUCCAGUUCUACAUCAUACCAUUCUCUCAGGUAUUUCAAUGAUCGUUUUUACAGCGAUCAUCUUGAUGGAUUUUGUGAGAGAGACACAAUCGCUAAGAACUCUGUCUUCAGUCAAGCAAUAAAAGGUAUCUCUCGUUAUGUCUCGCACGUUUACGAGCACAACGCCAAUGACGACCAAAUGCCCGAGAAUAGCAGCACUUCUACGGCUACAAUUGAACCUGGUAUGUGUCCUGCCCUCAAAAAUCAAAAUGACAAUACAGCUCGUUUUCUAAACUCCCCCAUGCUGAGUGACUACGAGCGCUUGUUCGAGGUAGACUAUAGAUACGCCACUACCUUGCUUAAACCGUCAUGGCUUUCAAAUCGGACGUCACUAGAACUCCAUUCAGACUUCUACGAUAUAUGGUGCUGGAAAUCAAAGGGAAUCCCAACAUGCAGGGCAGCUCCCACGACGGAAAUAUUCGAUGUCAGCUUCGCACCAGGUUAUUGCCGGGUUGGCGAACGCGUUUCUAAAAUAUACGGCACACCUCUCUCUAACGUUACCAUAGGGUCACUUGCAGGAAUAAGGAUGCAACUGGAAGCCCUACAUGUAGGUGCCCUGGAUGCAUAUGGCAACAUGAUUGAUGCUGGGCAAAUCGAUCUGAUUUCGCGUCAAGACGAUAACGUUUACAGUACGUGCCCUGCCGUGUAUGUUAGUGGUGAUUCCAAGCAAGUGGUUAAGCGCAAACGGGGAGAGCAGCUUCUUACCGUAUACCGCGCCACGGCAAUAGAUGGUGCCCCGCUUACCCACGAUGCUGUGGUGCACGUGAAUUUGAGCUCAGCUGAAUCCCGUCUAGGAUCCGGGCCUCUGAGGAUCAAUGACCAGAACAUGCUGAUGAUAAAUGGAGUCCCAGUGAUAAAUGUAAUCAGCGUGGUUAAUUGA